Episyrphus balteatus (marmalade hoverfly) is the source of this 2216-nucleotide messenger RNA. It is a transcript of the gene clt, whose product is annotated as carboxylic ester hydrolase. Lineage: Eukaryota; Metazoa; Arthropoda; Insecta; Diptera; Syrphidae. The transcript is spliced from 5 exons. The record is from RefSeq and is a predicted model, not a curated record. Bases 194 to 1918 code for a protein of 574 amino acids.
AAAAAAAGUGUCAAAGUCCAUUUUCUAAUUAGCAUAACAUAAAAACAAAAUUAAUUCACAUUAAGAUUUUAUUAUUUAUUUCAAUCAAUCAAACUAAAAGUGAUAACAAAAGUUUAAGAUUAAUAUAGUAUCUAGUCUAUCUACACACAACAAACAAACAAAAAUCUAUUUAUAAGACAGUAACAACAAAAAUAUGUUAUCAAGGCGAUUAAAUUUUCUUUCAGGAGAACGGAAAUCAUUGAGAUUAAUCUAUCAGGCUGCCACAAGAAUGGUUUCUUCCAACAAAGUUAAAGUAAAGCAAGGCACAGUUGUUGGUGUCGAAGCUACACUUCCAAAUGGAUCGCCAUACUCUUACUUCAAAGGAAUACCAUACGCAGUUCCUCCAUUAGGAGAACUAAGGUUUCAACCUCCAGUUCCAUUAGAAAAAUUCACUUCCCCCGAAAUUGACUGCUCUGUUGAGGGUGAAGUUUGUUCCCAAAAAGAUCCCUUAUCCGGUGAGGAAUGCGGAUCAGAAGACUGUCUUUUUCUCAAUGUCUACACCCCACGGAGAAAAGAUUCUAAUAAACUACUCGCAGUAAUGGUAUUUGUUCAUGGUGGUGCCUACAUGUUUGGUCAUGGAAAUAGCAACUUAUACAAUCCACUUUAUUUGAUGCAGGAAGACGUAGUAGUUGUCACUCUCAACUACCGUCUCGGAGUAUUUGGUUUCUUGUCAUUGCCAGAAGCAGACAUUCCAGGCAAUGCUGGUUUAAAAGACCAGCGCCUAGCAUUGCAAUGGAUUAAGGAAAACAUCUCACGAUUUGGUGGAGAUCCAAAUAAUGUGACAAUGUUUGGGGAGAGUGUUGGUGGUGCAUGUGUGCAUUUGCACUUUCUCUCAGAGAAUUCAGAGAAGCUUUUCCACAAAGCAAUUGUACAAAGUGGUACAGCAAACAUGCCGUGGGCCAUGAAAAAGAAUUUAUAUGAAAAAUCUAUGCUUUUAGCCAAGAUGUUGGGUUUUGAUUCGAAUGAUCAAAAAGAAAAUGCCAAAUUUUGGAGAAAUCAUCAAAGAAUGGAUGACUUUCGGAGACAUAUGUUGGCAGUUAUAACGCCAGAAGAACGUCGUCGUGCAUUACCAAUGCCAUUUGGACCAGUUGUAGAGAAAGACAACCCAGAUGCUUUGGUUACUAAGGACCCUUUGGAAUCAAUGCAAACAAUUAAUUCUAUUGAUAUUCCUUUAAUGAUGGGUUACACAUCAGCCGAGGGAUUGUUAAUGCUUUCGAAUGCAGUAAGAAAUUUGGAAAAAUUCGAUAGUGAUUUGGCAAGACUUAUACCAACAAAUAUAAAUCUUCAUAAAGAUGACCCAGAGUGUCAAGAAUUGGCUAAAAAGAUGCGAAAUUUCUAUUUGAAAGGAGGCAAAUUGGAAGAGAAAACCUUAAAUGAAUUCCAAAAUCUCUUAACUGAUUUUAAUUUUGCAAUUGACGCUUAUGUUGCAGCAGAAAUGCAUUCAAGGAGACUCCAUAAAUCACCUUUAUACUUUUAUCGAUUUGAUUAUGUCGGUGAACUUGGGUUCUAUAAGAGACUAUUUGGAUUUGAACACCUUAAAGGUGCAUGCCAUGGUGACGAUUUGUUUUAUCUCUUUCAAUCUGUGUUGGCUGAUGAACCUUGGGCAGAGAGAGAUACGAAAAUGGUUAAAACAAUGUGCAGAUUAUGGGCUAAUUUUGCUAAACAUGGUAACCCUACACCUGGCGGAGGUGAUGCAGAUUUAAUUAAUUGUAAUUGGGAGCAAGUGAAAAAGAUCGACAACGACGAGAAGUUUGUAUUGAAUGCAUUUAUAAUUGACGAGAAGCAAAAGAUGAUAGAUAACCCGGAUGAGGAGCGGAUAGAGUUUUGGAGGAGUGUUUAUAGGAAAUAUAAUAAGGAUUCGAUUUUGUCAAAAUUGUAACUUAUUCAUCUGGUUCAGGUUUUUUGAGAUCUCAUUAACGGAGUUUUGGAUUUGUUUUUUUGUAUUAUUGUGGAAGUUCUGAUAUUCCAAAAACUUGAACUGGUUGUUAAGACACGUAUCAAGAGUGUGUCAGUUGAGUAUCGGUUAAGAAACUGAAGAAUUAAGCCCAGAUAAGGGGCAUGGGGCAAAGCAUUCGUUGAAAUGAGAUUAGAAAUAUGUGAAUAUUUGUACUUACACGUGUAUAUGUGGACAUUGUAUAUUAAAGGACAAUUUUUAUUAACUUGUAUAUAAAAUAAAA